CACGACGGUCGACUGUCACGGGCUGGGGCUCCGCGGCGUCCCCAAGAACAUCCCGAGGAACGCGGAAAGGCUGGAGCUGAAUGGGAACAACAUCACUCGCAUCAACAAAAAUGACUUUGCUGGACUGAAGCAGCUGCGAGUCCUGCAGCUGAUGGAAAACCAGAUCGGCCUGGUGGAGCGAGGGGUGUUCGACGACAUGAGAGAGUUGGAACGACUACGUUUGAAUCGGAACCAACUUCACAGUUUGCCGGAGCUCCUGUUCCAGAAUAACCAGGCACUGUCGCGGCUGGACUUGAGUGAGAACCUCCUUCAGGCUGUGCCCAGGAAGGCAUUCCGUGGAGCUACUGACCUAAAGAACCUGCAACUGGACAAGAACCAUAUCAGCUGCAUUGAGGAAGGGGCUUUCCGUGCUCUUCGUGGCCUGGAGGUUUUGACUUUGAACAACAACAACAUCAGCACUAUCCCCAUCUCCAGCUUCAACCAUAUGCCCAAACUGCGCACCUUUCGCUUGCACUCCAAUCACCUCUUUUGUGACUGCCAUUUGGGUUGGCUUUCCCAGUGGCUGCGCCAGCGCCCCACCAUCGGGCUCUUCACGCAGUGUGCCGGCCCUCCUGCUCUUCGUGGCCUCAAUGUGGCAGAGAUCCAGAAAAACGAAUUCAGCUGCGCAGGCCAUGAUGAUGCUACCAGGGCCCAAAUCUGCAGCUUUUCAUCAGGCUCCUGUCCUGCCAUGUGCAGCUGCAGCAAUGGCAUUGUGGACUGUCGGGGUAAAGGGCUGACCGCCAUCCCUGCCAACCUGCCUGAGACCAUGACUGAGAUACGUUUGGAGCUGAACGGCAUCAAGUCUAUUCCCCCUGGAGCUUUCUCCUCCUACAAGAAGCUGCGCCGGAUAGACCUGAGCAACAACCAGAUCUCAGAGAUUGCCCCGGAUGCCUUCCAAGGCCUGCGCUCACUCAACUCCCUAGUCUUGUAUGGCAACAAGAUCACAGAGCUGCCCAAAGGGGUGUUUGGAGGCCUGUAUGCGCUGCAACUACUGCUCCUGAAUGCCAACAAGAUUAACUGCAUCCGGGCAGAUGCCUUUGCUGAUCUGCAGAACCUGUCACUGCUCUCGCUCUAUGACAACAAGAUCCAGACUCUGGCCAAAGGCACCUUUGCCACCCUGCGUGCCAUCCAGACCCUCCAUCUGGCCCAGAACCCCUUUAUCUGUGACUGCAACCUGAAGUGGCUGGCCGACUUCUUGCGUGCCAAUCCUAUCGAGACAAGUGGUGCUCGCUGUGCCAGCCCCCGCCGCCUGGCCAACAAGCGCAUUGGACAGAUCAAGAGCAAGAAAUUCCGCUGCUCCCCCAAGGAGCAGUAUUUCAUUCCAGGUACAGAGGAUUACCAGUUGAACAGUGAAUGCCACAGUGAUGUUGUCUGCCCAUCCAAGUGCCGCUGUGAAGCCAACGUCGUGGAAUGUUCCAAUCUGAAACUGACGAAGAUCCCAGAGCGCCUCCCACAGGCCACAGCUGAACUACGCCUGAACAACAAUGAGAUCACACUUCUGGAGGCCACAGGCAUCUUCAAGAAGCUACCACACUUAAAAAAAAUAAACCUGAGCAACAACAAGGUGUCAGAGAUUGAGGACGGGGCCUUUGAAGGGGCAGCCUCAGUCAGCGAGUUGCACCUGACUGCUAACCAGCUGGAGUCUGUGCGCAGCGCCAUGUUCCGGGGCCUUGAUGGGUUACGGACGUUGAUGCUAAGAAACAACCGCAUUAACUGCAUCCACAAUGACAGCUUCACAGGGCUGCGGAACGUGCGCCUUCUCUCGCUCUAUGACAAUCAGAUCAGUACUAUUUCACCAGGCGCUUUUGACACUUUACAGUCUCUCUCCACUCUGAACCUGCUGGCUAAUCCCUUCAACUGCAAUUGCCGUCUGGCCUGGCUGGGCGACUGGCUUCGCAAGAGGAAGAUUGUGACUGGGAACCCACGCUGUCAUAAUCCAGACUUUCUGCGCCAAAUUCCACUGCAAGAUGUUGCCUUCCCCGACUUCAGGUGUGAGGAAGGUCAGGAGGAGAUUAGCUGCCUCCCACGUCCUCAGUGCCCCCAGGAGUGCACUUGCCUAGACACUGUUGUCCGCUGCAGCAACAAGCACUUGAAAUCACUCCCAAAGGGGAUACCCAAGAAUGUCACAGAGCUCUACCUGGAUGGCAACCAGUUUUCUCUGGUUCCUGGACAGCUCUCUACUUUCCGUUCUCUCCAACUGGUGGAUCUGAGCAACAACAAGAUCAGCUGUCUCAGCAACUCAUCCUUUACCAAUAUGAGCCAGCUUACAACCUUGAUUCUCAGCUACAAUGCACUGCAGUGUAUCCCCCCACUGGCCUUCGAGGGUCUCCGUUCUCUACGGCUGCUGUCCCUCCAUGGAAAUGAUAUCUCUACACUCCCAGAGGGGAUCUUUGCUGAUGUCAUUUCCCUCUCUCACCUAGCCAUUGGUGCCAACCCCCUUUACUGUGAUUGCCAUAUGCACUGGCUUUCAGGCUGGGUCAAAACUGGUUACAAAGAGCCUGGCAUUGCUCGUUGUGCUGGUCCUGCUGAUAUGGAGGGUAAACUGUUGCUCACUACUCCAGCGAAGAAGUUUGAGUGCCAAGGGCCUCCUCCAUUGAUCAUCCAGGCAAAGUGUAACCCCUGUCUCUCCAGCCCGUGUCAAAACAAGGGAACGUGUCAGCAAGACCCUCUGGAUUCCUAUCACUGCAUCUGCCCCAGUGGUUAUAAGGGCAGAAACUGUGACCUCUCUCUUGAUGGUUGCUCCAGCAGGCCCUGUGAGAAUGGCGGCACCUGCUUGUCUCAUGAAGGAGAUGGAACCAGUUUCUUUUGCUCCUGUGCGAAUGGUUUUGAAGGUCCAACCUGCAGCUUAAAGACCAACAAGUGCAGCAGUAACAAGAUCUGCAAGAAUGGUGCCACAUGCAUUAAUGACUCCACGAAUUCCACAUGCCUGUGCCUUCCCUUCUACACAGGGACUUACUGUGAGCAGUUGAUGGAUGUCUGUGCUCCUGAGCUCAGCCCCUGCCAGCAUGAGGCCAUCUGCAGGGCCACCCCUGAGGGACCCAAAUGUGAAUGCAUGCCUGGCUAUGUGGGGGACAACUGCAGUGUUGACUACGACGACUGCCUGGACCACCAGUGCCAGAACAAUGCCAAAUGCUUCGAUGAGCCAAACGGUUAUUCCUGCAUUUGCACUGGAGGCUACAGUGGCCAGCUCUGUGAGAUCCCACCUCGUGGCUCCCUCCAGCCCAGUCCCUGUGAGAGGGCGGAGUGCCAGAAUGGCGCCAACUGUGUGGAGCUCGGCAGCCGUGCCUUAUGUCAGUGCCUCCCUGGCUUUGGAGGACCCAAAUGCGAGAAGCUGCUGAGCGUCAAUUUUGUGGACAGGGACACAUACCUCCAGUUCACAGACCUGCAAAACUGGCCUAGUGCUAACAUCACCCUGCAGGUCUCCACAGCUGAAGACAACGGGAUCCUUUUGUAUAAUGGGGACACUGAUCACAUGGCUGUGGAGCUGUACCAAGGCCACGUGCGUGUCAGCUAUGAUCCGGGCACCUACCCCAGCUCUGCUAUUUACAGUGCAGAGACCAUCAAUGAUGGGCAGUUCCAUACAGUGGAACUGGUGACAUUCGAGCGGAUGGUAAAUCUCUCCAUUGAUGGAGGCGACCCAAUGACGAUGGACGGCUUUGGCAAGGCCCAUACGUUGAACUCUGAGGCUCCACUCUAUGUGGGCGGAAUGCCUGUGGAUGUGAAUUCUGCUGCCUUCCGUCUCUGGCAGAUCCUGAAUGGCUCCAGCUUCCAUGGCUGCAUCCGCAAUCUGUACAUCAACAAUGAACUGCAGGAUUUUACAAAGACUCAGAUGAAGCCAGGAGUGGUGCCUGGCUGUGAGCCUUGCCGUAAACUCUACUGCCUGCAUGGGAUUUGCCAGCCCAACACUGCUCAUGGUCCCAUCUGCCACUGUGAUCCGGGCUGGGUUGGGCCCCACUGUGACCAGCCUGUUAGCAAUCCCUGCCAGGGGCACAAGUGUGUCCAUGGAACCUGUGUGCCCCUGGAUGCGCUCUCCUACAGCUGCCAGUGCCAGGAUGGUUACAAGGGGGCUUUAUGCAACCAGCAAGGGGAGCUGCACAACCCAUGCAAGAGCUUGCAGUGCGUUCAUGGCCAGUGCCAGAUCUCGGACACAGGAGAGGCCUACUGUGAAUGCAACGGGGGAUUCGAUGGGGACCUCUGUGACCAAGAGUCAGAGUGUCGGGGAGAGGCUGUGCGUGAUUUCCACCAGGUCCAGCGAGGCUACACCAUCUGCCAGACAACACGCCCUGUCGCCUGGGUGGAGUGCCGGGGAUCAUGCCCAGUAUCAGGCUGCUGUGCAGGACUGCGUCUCAAGCGCAGGAAAUACACCUACGAGUGCAGUGAUGGCUCUUCCUUUGUGGAGGAGGUGGAAAAACCCAGCAAAUGUGGCUGUUCCCAGUGCAUGUAGCCUCCAGCAAGGGACGGGCCAGAACCGAAAGGCAUUGGACCAGGCUUGGCCCAUUUGAGGCCUUGGGAACUAACUGGCUAUCUGCCCCUGUUGCUGCUUGGGAGAGGGGUGGGGUAAGGAGCUUGGUGUGGCAGCUGAGCAGCUCCUUUGGCAUGGGGACAGCAGUUCUUCUGGAUGGACCAGACCAAUGUGUAGAUAGAAGACUUCUGUUGGCAAACCCAGCCAACCAGAUGUAUUUAUAUACCCAGCACAGACUCCUUCUGGGGCCAUUGCUUGUACACAGUAUGGAUUCUUAGCAGGUGUGGCCAUGCCUGUUUGUUUGGCCUGAGGGACCAGGCACAGGAUCGAACCAGUUCAACCUUGUCAUUGUACCUGGUGUUGGAGCCUGCCAGUCAGCACCAUGCCCACUUUCCUACCUUGGGCAAUUUUGCUUUUCCUUUUCCUGAGUAGGCACUCUUGUUCCCUGAUCACUGCAACUUUAUCUGCUGUUCAUGGGGAUAAAUUGCAAAUAAUGCAAAGACAGCAGUCAGAGGGAAAGGCAGAACUGGUGUGUUGUAUGAAAUUAGACAAGAAAAUAAUUUAGGAGACUGGGAAAGGAUUGCAUGAAGAGCUGCCUCCAAGAACCUGUUGACCAGAAGUUAGUAAGGUAUAAAAACAGCUUAAUUGUGUGGCUGCAAGGUGGGCAUUAUGCUCAGCUCUGCCUUCACCUGUUCAGAUGAAGAAGCCAAGGGCUGGCUGAGGCACUGGUGUUACCAGAAAUGUAACCAUUUGCCUUAGCUUGCAAUGUUAUGCUUACUCACCUGGGAUCAAGCCCUGUUGAACACAGAGGGACCUACGUUCUGAGUAAACAUCUGACAUACUCUGAGUAAAGAUCUACUUGCAUUAAAGCUGGAGGAACCUUGACUGAUUCCCACUGUGAUUCUGCUGGAUGGGACAAGGAGAUUAGGUCUGGUUCAGCCACCAUCUUUCUACAGUACAAGAUCAUAUUCUGGUAAAAUACCACCUAUGUGGGCCAUGAUUUCAAAGAGAAUAAGAUCUCUAAUAUCCAGGCCAACAGUGUCUCCUCUUUCUGGUUCUCAAAAUCCCUGUUUGAUAUAAGGGUUCUUCUGCUGUCCUUACAGUGGAUGCAAGAGCUGCAAGUUGGUUAAAGAAGCUUUGGUGCCAACUUCCACCAGAGGCAGAGUUCAAUUUGCAUUUCUUAGAAGUGACACCAGUAACUUUAAACAGCAACAGGAAAACAGAUUUCUUCACUGAUGCAAGCUAAAUUCUACACAAGUAAAGCUGAAUGUGUGACCUUUCUAAAUUAUGUAAAUCAAGCACAUUUGAAGGUUAUUUGCAUAAUCUUUUUCUGCUGGUCAGGAGGGAUGAACAAAUACAUCAAACCUGACUACUAGAAACCCAGGCACAACUUUUGAGUCUUUAUGAGACAGGGUUUGAAGCAUGCAGGCAAUUUUGAAGGUCUGAAACACCUUUAUGCAAAAAAGCAAAAGCUAAGGUUCCCAAGAUGCUGCAAAUUCUAAUGCAGUAGCCCUGCAAGGCUCCACUCACAGACAGACCAUACAAUUUCUGGAGUUAGCUUUGAGUCCUUGACUCUACCUAUUCUUGUUUCCAGGGCAACCUCAGCUGCCUCAACCAGAUGUUUGUUGCUUCAGGCUAUGGAUCAUGCUUCCUACAAAAGGUUCUACUGGAAAGGUAGCUCCAGGACUCCAGUUGAGGACAUGUGAGAGUAAUACUCAAAAGGUUGCAGCUUUCUUGCCCAAAUUAUACACUAGAUUUCAGUUUCACCAAGUGGGAUACAAGUGAGGAAGGUGUUUUACUGGUGGGUGCUUUCAGAAAAUUACCAAGUGCUAAGGAAAGGAAAGGAUUCUUAUAAGCCCAAUAAAGGCAGAAAGGCUUACCUGUAACUGUCAUUCUUUGAGUGGUCAUCUGUGCAUUCACACUUAUAGACUCUGUGCUUGUAUGGAGCCAGUUGUCAGGAAGACUUCCUAGCUCAGAGCAUUAUGGCAGAAGAGCUUCACCCAUCCAAACAUCUGUUAUAAAAGGGAGGAGUUCCUGCCCUUUCCCUUCAUUCAUAUGGGACCUCUCAGGUGGCCUCAGGACUGAGGAGAAUCAAUAUGACAGACCUCAACUUGGUCCAAGUCAGAACAGUUCUGAAAGGAAAGAAGUUUGCAUACAACACCAGGUGGGGUCUAUGAAUGGUUUGUAUGGAUGCACAGAUGACCACUCAAAGAACGAAAGUUACAGGUCACAGCCUACCUUUCUUCAUCAUGGUCUCUGUGCAUCACACAUAUUGGCCACUAGCAAGCUUACCCAUUCCUGGAUGCUGGGACCAUAUUAUAUAUUGAAUUAUCGAUGAGAGGACUGCUCUCCUGAAAGCAGUCUGCCCUGGUGCGAAUGUUGAGUCUGAAAUGCUUUGCAAAGACAUCGGGAGUUGACCAAGUCAUCACUUUGUAGAGUCUGGCAGAGGAUCACUGCCUUGGUCAAAAGGGGCUUUGGGAUAAACUGAAAGUUGCACUCCUGCAAUAAAAUUGUCCUUACCACCAAAGCUGCAAAUCAGGUCUGCCCCUUGCUUUUGCCCCCACUGCUAAUAAAUAGCUUGUGUGUCUGAUAGAGCAAUUCAGUUCUGGACCACUAGAAUGGCAGCGCUGUACAAUGUCCAGAAUGUGCAAAGUAAACUCCAUAAGGUUGGAGUAGAAAGCAAAGAAGGUUGACAAAUUGCUGUCCUGGUUUAAAUGAAAUAGAGAAAUGCUCUUGUGAGGGAAGGAAGGAUCUAGGCAUAACAUCAGCUUGUCCCUAUGAGGGACAAGGUAUGGAGGAUCAACAUAUAGGGCACACAAUUCAUUGGAUUGUCACCACCAAGAAAGCCACCUUCUAGGAUAACAGAGGUUGGUAGUAGCCAUGGGUUUGAAAGGUUUUCUUAUCAGAGCCUGAAGCAUGACAAGCAGACUCCAUUCCAAUGUCACUGUCCGAACAGGUGGAAUGAUGUUUUUCAGUACCUGAAGAAAUUGCCUACUCAAGGGGUGUGAGAAAAUUGAUGCACUCUGGAUCAUGUUGUGGAAGGAAGCAAUUGCUACCAAGUAAGCACAGAAGCAUGACAUUUUUAGGCUGCACUGGAACAAGAUGCAUGAGCACCCUUGGUGGCCCAUGGAUUGUAAAACCGUAUGUAUGUAGAUCCCCAUCUCAGUCCAAGAUCAGGGACAUUCUCUUCAUCAGAUGGUCCCAAUGGGUUUCACAUGGAGUCAUGCUGGUGAUGGCAUGGAUAGCUAUCUCAGAACUGGAGUCUCGGAGGGGGCUCAUGCACGUAGUAUUUCUUGAAUCUCCUUUUCCUACACGGAGACUGAGCUGGAGUCCUCCAUACUGGCUUCAGCUCCAGUCCAUCCUGGGCGGACAGCUCCAUGGCAGCCAAGACUCUGCAGACUUUGCCUCCUUGGCCAUUUUAUUUGCCUUCCUCAGCAUUGAGGACCUCCCUGGCAUUGGCAGCAGUGACUGGCCCAUGAUCAGGGCAUUUGUCACAGGAGGCAUGGACUGUGGCAAGGACAUGGAAACAAGUUGAUGAAUGAGGUUGCUCUGGCAGGUGUGAAGUAUUCACUGCUCCAAGAGCUUUAUUCCAAAAUUCCAGCCAGCAAUGGUAAGUGCAAUACUUUCUCACCUACUCCAUGAAUGGUUGACAGUGAGGGCACUGGUCCACCAUGUGACCUUCACCCAACCACAGAAGGCAUCAGGAAGACAGCGAUUUGGUGCCAACCUCAUGCACUUGUGGAAGAGACCCUGUGAUGCCAUUGCAAGGGAGACAAUAAGAACAGAGAGGAUCGAGACUGGGAAUAGAUGAGCUGCGCAUGGUUGCAGGAUAGGGAAAAAUCAUUUAGAUGUCUGGAAAGGAAAGGAAAACAUGCAAGGAGGAAAAUGGCUUUACAGAGAGAAUUGUGAAGGGUGAGAAAACUGCUGAACAGCUCACAAGAAAGGGAGAAAAGAACUUAAAAGCACUGCAGGCAGUUGAAGAACUGAGGGAAAGGAGGGGAACACCUCCCUUUUAAAACAGAUGCCAGAUGGGUGAGUUUUUGUCAAAACACCCUUGGCUAAUAAGUCUUUCCAACUUCAGGCUCCACACAGGUGCAGAACACGUGUGUGAUGCUCAGAGACCACAAAGAAGAACAUGCUCUCAAAUACACACUGUUCCUACAUAAGAACGGUGACUGGUUGAAGAGGCCUUUGCAGUUACCAUCCCUCUGCCUUGUACUUGCCUGUGUGUAUGUAUCAGUCCUGCUUGCCUGCUAACUGUGCCACUGCCACAAGUGAAGAGGCAGUGGGUAAGUGGAAUUAAGGGGGACUCUUCUAGAACUAAGAGCUUUCAGGCCAGAAAUGCUUGUUGACAAGCAUGGCAGAGAAGCAAGAUCAAAUCUGCAUAUAAGAUGAUUUACAGAGGUUAACCUGCCACCUCUCUGGUUUUACCAUUGAAGUAUUUUCCAUUUCUAUUUAUUAUAGAAACUCCCAAAUGUGAAAUGUAUUUUCUUCCCACUGAGAAUGUGCAGCUUUUAAACUUCCAUUUGUAAGGUUCCUAAAUGAGUUACAAUUACACAAAAUAAACUAAUUAGGUUUUUGAAUUUU
Molecule: messenger RNA, 9088 nt
Organism: Varanus komodoensis (Komodo dragon)
Lineage: Eukaryota; Metazoa; Chordata; Lepidosauria; Squamata; Varanidae
Gene: SLIT1
Product: slit guidance ligand 1
Exons: 37
Coding region: 152-4483 (1443 amino acids)
Biological process (GO): axon guidance; negative chemotaxis
Molecular function (GO): Roundabout binding; heparin binding; calcium ion binding
Source: RefSeq, a predicted model, not a curated record